Alternaria atra is the source of this 990-nucleotide messenger RNA. RefSeq lists its product as uncharacterized. The coding region runs from base 1 to 990 and encodes 329 amino acids. Lineage: Eukaryota; Fungi; Ascomycota; Dothideomycetes; Pleosporales; Pleosporaceae. The record is from RefSeq and is a predicted model, not a curated record. Gene Ontology annotation, biological process: proteolysis. Gene Ontology annotation, molecular function: zinc ion binding; metalloendopeptidase activity. The transcript is spliced from 2 exons.
AUGAAUCUACUUUCAAGCAUGCAGAUUCCGAUCCUGCUCUUCACGCUUCUGGGGCUCGUUUUCGCGGGAAUCAUCGAGAAACCCAAAGAGUCUGACACUGGAGGUCAAGCUGGAUUCCCCGUUAACCCAGAGAAGCGGUGGCCUCGGAGUAUAGCCUUCGAAGUCAUAAUCCCCUGGUGCUUCAAAGACGCUGCCUCCGAGCAAGCCAUCGGCCCAGCCAUCGACCGCGGUUGGGAAACCUGGACACGUACGCUGGGCCUAGCUUCCCCUCAAAACGGCCACAAUCUGCAUUUCAAGCGUUGGAUGCCAUACAACACAAACCAAUACCCAUACUGCCACGACGCGAACGGCCAUUGGAAUGACCGAAUGCCUGCCGAUGCCGUCAUGGUAUCUUAUACCCACGAUUUCGGAGGGUUUCAGGCACGAGCUACAGUGGGUUACAAUCCGGAAAACAGACCGGGGAGACACCAAAUUAUCAUGUCCCAGGCCCACAACAUGGAUUGGACUGCCGCACAUGAAAUUGGUCAUGUCUUUGGCCUUUUACACGAGCACCAGCGCCCCGACCGAGAUUUCUUCAUUCAUUUCGAUUGUAGGAACGUGCAGGGUUACCAACAGGCACUGGCUCAGGCCCAGGCCGAUGGAUACACUAACGAACAGCUCUGCGAGCAGCCUGGUGUUGCUCUAAGGUACGGGUGGCUCGGCUCAGAGUUCAUCAAGUUCAAGCCGCUCUCCGCGGAUAUCAUUACGCCAUAUGAUAUCAACUCCAUCAUGCAUUACGAUUGUCGUUUUGGUGCUGAUCAUGCUAGGUGGGGGCAUGAUCCUACAAAUCCUACGUUGUACCCGUUGUUCACGUUUAAUCCGGAGCGAACUAUGUCUUUCCUCUUGCCUCUCAAAGGUGGCAGGCCUUAUCCGCACUUCGAUAUUUCUGCUGGUGAUGCGGCUACGAUCCGGGCUAUGUAUCCUUUUUACCCUACACAUCUAAAGGGAUAG